Molecule: messenger RNA, 522 nt
Organism: Paramuricea clavata
Lineage: Eukaryota; Metazoa; Cnidaria; Anthozoa; Malacalcyonacea; Plexauridae
Source: the annotation of a GenBank genome assembly
AAAUUAUGUACAACGCGAUGGAGUUCGCGAAUUAAUGCUGUACGGGCUGUUCGUGACAGGUAUCCACAUAUCAUGAGAGUAUUAACACGGUUGUCUUUAACAUCUACUAAUAAAGCAGAAAGAGAAGAUGUAAAACAAUUGAAAAACAAAAUAGUUAUAAUAAACUCGAAUUUGUUAUAUUUAUCGUUAUGUGGGAGAGAGUUUUGCGAGCAAUCAACAGCGCUUCAAAAGAGUUGCUGUCGCAAAAGAUUGAUUGACGAAGCAAGGCUUUUAAACUGUGCAUUGUCGGAACUCGUGAUCUUAAGAAGUUCUUGGAACUCAAUUCUUUUAACUGCGACAGCAUUAGCCCAGUUCUGGAGUUCAUCUGUAACGUUUGAGAAGAAGAGGAAUCGCAAAACAAAACGGUUUUAUGAUGAGCUUUCUACUCAUCAAAGAUUAACUGAUCCUGAAGAAGCUUUCAAAGUCAACGUAUUUUACAAACGGUUGACAAUGCCAUUGUGCAACUCAAACAACGGUUUGAAG